Tetrahymena thermophila SB210 is the source of this 2688-nucleotide messenger RNA. RefSeq lists its product as hypothetical. The record is from RefSeq and is a predicted model, not a curated record. Lineage: Eukaryota; Ciliophora; Oligohymenophorea; Hymenostomatida; Tetrahymenidae. The transcript is spliced from 6 exons.
AAAAAAUUGAUAUAUUAUUAUAAUUUUUUCAAAUUAUUAUAAAAAACAAUAUAUUUAAUGAACAAUAAUAACAUAGUAGAUGGAGCUAGUAUUUAGCAAUAUGCUCCCAAACCAUAAUAGUAAAUAUAGGUUUAAUAUCAAUUUUAAAAGUAAAAUAUAUUAGUCAAACCACCUUCAUAAACAGUACAACCUAAAUAAAUACCAAAGCAGCCAAUAUUUGGUUAAAAAAAAUAAGAAUUUACAUAGCAAAAUUUAAUUCAUGAAACUUCACCUGAUAUGAGAAUAAACAUACAAAAAAGGGAAAGCUUGCCUAAAAAUUUUUAAUAUAGAGUAACUUCUGUAGAUAAAAAUAAAGAAAAUUUAACAAAUAUUUAAUAGAAUUAGCAAUAAAACUAAGCUGUUCAUGUUAGAGAAAGAAGCUUUGAUAAUUAUUAAUCGGUACCUCCAACAAAUUUGGUCCAUAUAUAAUCCUAACCAUAAGUCUCUAGCGAGUAAGCUUAGAAUAAUGUCUCUAAUACAGCUCAAAUCCAAAGUAAUUUAUCUCAGCAUAAUACAUCAACUUAAUCCCAAAGUGGAACAGGUAGUUAUACUUCUCAAUAGCAAAAUAAAUAGAUAUUUUAACAGUAAUACUAUUCUAGCAAUCCAAAUUAGUCAGUAAACUAAAAAGUUUAAGCUAAUAUUAACUAAUUCAGUCCAAUACCAAAAUCACAUAAUUAACAAUAACUAAAUUCUUAGUAAUAAUAACAAUAGAAUAUCUAAUAAUAAUAAAACACUAUAAAAGUUUAAUAAUAACAGCAAGAAAAUUUAUAAAUAAAUCAAUAACAAUAACAAAAUGUGGUAAAUUAGAAUUCAUAAAUUUCUAUGAAUCUCAUACAGGAAUUAGUUAAAUCUGAAAUUAAAGCAGCUUUGAUUAACUUUAAAAAGGAAGAAAAAUUAGAAAAUUUAUCUCAGAGAGUAGAACAAUUAGAAGAUAAAUCUAGCUUGAAAUAAUUAAUUUAAGUUGAAAGUACAUAGGUUAGUAAUGAAAUUUAUUAAUUUAUAAGUGAGCUCAAAAACGAUUUCAGUGCAAAGCUGACUAAAUUAAACGACUAACUUCAUUUGAACUCUGAAUCUUGCAAAUCAAAUGCUUAUGCUGUUUCUUAAAUUUCUGAAAAGAUCUUGAGCUUUAGCAAAGAGUACACUGAAACAACUAAUAAAAUAAAAGAAGAUAAAAAUUUAAAUUAGAUUUAAAUAUAAACUUUUGAUGAAAAAUACAAUGCAUUGUUUGCUAAUUUUACUAAGCAAAUCCUUGAUAUGGAAAACAAUUUUAAAAAGAUUCUUGUGGAUGAGGGAGCUAAAAUAGAAAAACAAAUAUAAUAAUUAGCUCAAGAAUAUAAUAUCCUACCAACUAAAAGAAAUUUACCUAAUUAGUCAGACUCUUCUUAAUCUUCCCCUUAAAAAAAUAAUAAAUCUAUUCAUAUGCACAACAAAUCUAACGAUUCAAUAGUUCAACUACCUUAAAAUGGCACAAAGUCAACAAACACAUCUCUCAUAUAAAACAUUAAUGAUUACAAUUCUAUCAUCAGAGAAAAUUCUUAAGUUGAUAUUGAUUAAAAUUAAUAAUUACAAUAGCUCUCAAGAAACACAUCUAGUUUAUCUCAAUAAAAUUUACAUCCUCAAUCACCAAAUCACUAGUAAGAAUAGUAUUCUUACUCUAAUAGAAGUUCAACAUAAUACUCUAGAAGAAGUCAUACAGAGUCAAAUAUCUCACAGUCUGCUCAAAAUGUCUUAUAGACAUCUCCUACAGCCUAAAUUCUUCCUAGCAAUAUUAAUAACAUUGAGAAUUAUGUUAAAAAGUAUGAAGAAUUUAAUAAAGAAGUAGAUAAUUAUCUGUAAAAUAGAAAAAUACCAACAAAAGUAUAAGAACUCAUGAAUUAAUCCUCAGAAAUGAAAUCUUCCAAUUUGUUUGAUUAAGGAUAUUCUGCUUAAUAACAAUAAUAGUUUAUAAUUUAGCAAAAUGGUUAGUAAGUUGUCUCACCACGUCCUUUAUUUGUUAACAAACCUCUCAUACCAACUUCCCCUAAUGUUUUAAUAGUAUCUCCACCAUAAGCUGAUAAACUAUAAAUGUAGGCUUAAUAUGAGCAACUUUACAGAUAAUAAACUAUUUCUUAGCCUUAAUUUAGCCAACAGACACCAAUAUAAUAAAACCUAAAUGUUUAAAAUGCAAACUAAACUUAAUAAAUAGACCAAAAACGACUAAAUUACUAAUCAUUGCAGUAAAACAGAAAAGCAUUUGAGGACUAUAAUGGAAAUAGCAUAAAUUCCAGCACAUAGAUUUCCCCUUCAAGAGUUGAAUAAAUAAAUUUGGAUGUAGACUCUUUCAAUAAUGAAAUAUAAUUCAGUAAUAACAAAAUUGAUCAAAACAUUAUUGGUUAAUAGUAGUAAUAGAAACCAAAUGAGGUAUGUUCGCCUCAAAAAUCUCAUGAAAAUAUGAAAUUCUCCAUUAUUAGAUCACAAUAAAAAAAUCCAUAGUUAUCAAUGAUAAGCGAAUAAGACAAUGAAGAAGAAGAACUUAUAUAUUAGCUAGAUGAUUAAGGAUAUUUGAUGGAUGAACAUGGUAAUUACAUACUUGACGAAAAAGGGUAAUAAGUUAAACUAAGUGGUGAGCAAAUAGAUUAUUUAAGAAACUAAAAUAUUCUUGAGGAGUGA